Molecule: messenger RNA, 1306 nt
Organism: Danio rerio (zebrafish)
Lineage: Eukaryota; Metazoa; Chordata; Actinopteri; Cypriniformes; Danionidae
Gene: tbc1d7
Product: TBC1 domain family, member 7
Biological process (GO): negative regulation of TOR signaling
Cellular component (GO): cytosol; cytoplasmic vesicle; lysosomal membrane
Source: RefSeq, marked validated
ACUUCCGAGUGCACAGGGCAGAAAACACACACAGUCCUGCAGACAGCGGCUUUUACAGACACACACACGCGUUUAUAGUGUUGUGUUUGAGAGUUAAAGAUGCUAACAAUGUGGACGUGAUCUACAGUGUGAUGUUUGACUGGUGAAAGGUUGUUUUGACUGACGCUUGAGGAAACCCGCUUGAGGCCCGUCUCCUGUCAGUGAUCAUGGCUGAUGAUCCUCAGAGAAACUUCCGCUCGGCGUAUUAUGAGAAAGUGGGUUUCAGAGGAGUGGAGGAGAAGAAAUCACUGGAGAUCCUGCUGAAGGACAACCCUCUGGAUGUGGAGAAGCUGAGCACCUUCAGCCAGAGGUUUCCUCUGCCCUCCAUGUACCGCAUCCACGUGUGGAAAGUCUUGCUGGGGAUUCUGCCUCCUCACAGUGACUCUCAUGCUCUGGUGCGUCAGUAUCGUGUGGAUCAGUUUGAGGACGUGAGCUGCGCUCUGACCGUCAUGCGCUUCAUCCACGCCUCCACACCGCAGACAGAGAUCUACCUGCGCAUGUUCCAGCUGGAGAACCACACGCUGCCCCGCAGGACCGAGCUGCGGCCGCCCGAUGCGGAGGAUGAAAACUUCCUGGCGAUCGCUCGAGCGAUGGAGGAGAUCGUGGAUGACCCGGUGGACUGUUUCUGGCUCGUCAGAUGCUUCAUCAACCAGUUCAAGCACAAGUUUGGAGACUCCAUCCCUCACCUGCCGAAGAGUCUGGAGCACUUCCUGUCUCAGGAGGAUGUGUGUCUGCUGUCUCACCUGAAGGCGUCUGGAGCUCUGGCUUUACUACCGUACUCACUGUGGUUCAGACGCUGCUUCGCCGGCUGCUUACCAGAGUCCAGCCUACAAAGGGUGUGGGAUAAAGUCAUCAGCGGCUCCUGUAAGAUCCUGGUGUUUGUAGCUGUGGAGAUUCUGCUCAGCCAUAAGAUCGUGAUAAUGGGAAUGAACCAGCCGGACGCAAUUUACCACUUCCUGUCUAACAUGCCGCAGGAAAACACGGACGCCAUCGUCACCAAAGCCAUCGAUCUGUGGCACAAAUACUGCGGGACGCCCAUGCACUCUGUCUGAACAACUGUGUGUGUUAGAGAGUGUGACAGUGUGUGUUUAUGAGUGUUGGAGUAUGCAUGCGUGUGUGUGUUUGUUUGAUUGAAGUGUGUGAGUUUGAGUGCUUGUGUUUGUGUGUGCGUGUGUUUAAAUGAACACAUGAGGCAAAUUGUGUAUUAUUUAUAUGUAAAAAGUGCUUCAAAAUCCCCAUUUGAAGAUAAAUAAACCCAAUGACAGCA